Molecule: messenger RNA, 654 nt
Organism: Osmia bicornis bicornis
Lineage: Eukaryota; Metazoa; Arthropoda; Insecta; Hymenoptera; Megachilidae
Exons: 2
Coding region: 1-654 (217 amino acids)
Source: RefSeq, a predicted model, not a curated record
AUGAGGAUACCAGUGUUCGUCUUGCUUCUGGGUAUUGCCCUCUACGCUCGGGGUGAAGCGAUCGAAAACAAGGAAGAGGAGGGUAGUUUUUUGAACUGCGUGCUGGAGGAUAACACGAUAGGAUGUAUGAGGACGAGGCUGGCCAGAGACAUCGAUCAGAUCGAGGUACAAGUGACCGGAAAGAAGAGCGAGGUGCCAAUGAGUGCUGUGAUCGAGCAAGCUGGUAAUUUCGUCGCGGAAGUCAUCGACGAUAUCCAGAACCCAGAAGACGCUGAAGAAGUCGAGGAAGAUGUGGAGAACGAUGGUGAACAAGAGGAAGGACGUGGGAAAAAAAUGAGAAAGAAGAAGAAGCACUUGCAAAAAUUGUUGGGCUUAGCCAUGCUGUUCAAGGCAAAACUGAGCCUGCUGCUUCAGUUGAUCUCCACACACUUCCAAGUGAAAGUCUUCGCCAUCGCGUUCAUCAGCUUGGUCAUCAACGCCGUCAAGUUUUGGUUGGACCUGAAAAAGUUACAUCCACCUAAGGUCAUUUAUUACGAACACGCUCAACACCAGCAUCAUUACGAUCACGACGAUCAAGAACACGGUUACUGGGGACGAUCAACGAACGACUCUCCUCAAGAUCUCGCUUACUCUGCCUAUACCAAGCAAAACUGA